ACAAAACGUCAUUCGAGUGCAGUGUGUGGGCUUCCAUUGUUAAAACAAUUUGUUGAUCCUUGUUUGAAGAAAGUUCUAUUCAGAAGUGAGUGACCUGUCAGGUUCGAGAUCAAUCAAAAUGCUACGAUCAAUUAUUUUUGUGACCCUGUUUGCGGCGUGUUUUGGAAGCUACAUUCAGGCGCGCCACGACGAUGAGGAGGUGGCAGAAACUGAGCAUCAUCACAACAUCGAACACAAACAUGCCACCUCGCAUCAGAGCUUCAAGUUCCAUCACUUUCACGCUGUGCCGGUCUACGUCAAGAAGGAGGAUCAGCACUUCCUGAAGCACCCGAUCGAGGUGUCCGGCGUUAAGCACAAUCUCAAGCUGGUACAUCCGGAAACCGAACACAACCAUAACCACGGACUGACGCUGGAGAACCACAGCGAGUUCGACGACAAACUGCACGGAGGGCACAGCUUCGAUUUGGGCCACGCUGGAACGGAACACGUGUCGCAUGAUUUUGACCAUCACGAUUUCGAACAUCACUACGCUCAUGGAGCGGAACACGAGGAGAGCUAGACUGGACCUACUGGAUCGCUUCCGGUCAGAAACUUAGCGGGGCUUAGCCAACAUCGAUUGGCUGUGAAACCCCUAAAACAUGUAUUCUUGUGAUAUAGUCAGUUACUCGAUAAGUAUUGUUUCUUUAAUUGUUAUCAUUGGAUUAUUUCCAUUAUUGUUAUCGCAUGAGCUAGCAUGACUACACCCAGCUUAUUUCUCUUAUUUCGCGCGAAAUAGUUAAGUUAUAAAAAUCGAACUGUUUUUCUUCAUUGUCAUUUGUUAUCCGUAUACCAGCAAUCACCUUCAUAUGAAAAGUGAUAAAUUAUUUCACAAUCAAAAA
Molecule: messenger RNA, 878 nt
Organism: Uranotaenia lowii
Lineage: Eukaryota; Metazoa; Arthropoda; Insecta; Diptera; Culicidae
Product: histidine-rich glycoprotein-like
Exons: 3
Coding region: 119-559 (146 amino acids)
Source: RefSeq, a predicted model, not a curated record